AUGUCCAACGAUCGGCAAACAGUCCCCGGCGCGGAGGUGCCGAUGAUCUUCUCCAAUGGCGUCACAACGGCAGUGGAGCACAAGGAGUGGCUCAAGGAGAUGCGUGGGUGGCUGAUCGUGCUGGCCACCCUGGCCGCGUCGGUGACGUACCAGGCGGGGCUGAACCCUCCCGGCGGAUUCUGGCAGGACAGCAACGGGCACUUGGCCGGCAACCCGGUGCUGCACGACGGGCCCUUCGUCAAGCGCUACCUGACUUUCUACUACUUCAAUGCGACGGCGUUCGCGAGUCGCGACGUCGCUGGUCAUCAUCAUCCUUCUCCUCAACGAGCGGUUCUACAUGUCGGAGGCCAAGGUGGCGGCGCUCACCCUCACCACCAUGGUCGACCUCAUGAGCCUCGUCGGCGCCUAUAUCGCCGGGUCCACCCGCAACAUGGCCAACUCCAUCUACAUCAUCGUGCUCACCUGCUUCCUCUUCGUCUGCGUCGUCUACAUCGCCAGGGUGCUGCCGACCCUGUGCUUCAUCGUGCUCUUCAUGUCGCCGUGGAUAUACCGGCUGGCCAAAAAAGGGGUGGCUGCCGGUGA
Messenger RNA from Miscanthus lutarioriparius, 582 nucleotides. Lineage: Eukaryota; Viridiplantae; Streptophyta; Magnoliopsida; Poales; Poaceae. The record is from the annotation of a GenBank genome assembly.